AUGCCAAGUCAUCAACUGAGUAUUAAUAGGUUUGAACAAAACAUAGUGUAUCUUGAUGAUUAUUUAGAUACACUAGAGUCGUUACCCGUAGAGAUGCAACGUAGUUUCACUCUAAUGCAACAGCUCGACGCAAAAGCUCAAGAAGAGAUCGAUAAUGUCGCUAAACAAUGCGAGCAGCUAGUGCAACGAAUAGGAGAGUUUUCACCCGAAGAAAGAACGGAACAACUUAAAAAAUUCAGUAAAAGUUUGUCUGCAGCUGGAAAAUAUGCAGAAGAAAGGGUAUCUCUUGCUACUUCAACAUAUGACACCGUCGAUCGUCAUAUCAGAAGACUUGACGAUGACCUUCAAAAAUUUGAAGAUGAACAAAUGACGGGUCCGGGAAGAAUAAACACCACUGCAACAGCCAGCUCGUCUCGUGAAGAAAACACACGGAAACAACUUCAAAAGACUGAAAAAGAAAGGAAGGAAGUUAAGGGUGAAAAAAGAGCACAACAUAACGGUGAGACAUCGGCCACUAAAAAACGCAAAACUACAAAGAAUGACGUUGGAACUCCACCACCUUCAAAUUCUAGACAUCAAGUGGAAAAAGAACGUGAGAAAACAGCUAAGACUUCGAGAAAAAGAGAAAACGGCAAAAAUAAUAGGUCUAAAGUUGCAGAUAAAACGUCAGUAAAUGAAGAUUCACAAGCGAUGGCGGAUAUGCCGAUUGAUCCAAACGAGCCACUUUAUUGUUAUUGUAAGCAAGUUAGUUAUGGAGAGAUGGGAAGUGGUAUUGUACAGAGUGCUCAGAGAAGGUGA
Racocetra fulgida is the source of this 798-nucleotide messenger RNA. NCBI's taxonomy places the organism in Eukaryota, Fungi, Glomeromycota, Glomeromycetes, Diversisporales, Gigasporaceae. The record is from the annotation of a GenBank genome assembly.